UCCUUUGAGGCUCUAAAACAAGUAUAUAAACCACACUAACCUUCACAAACCAAAUCACCAUUCUCCCUCUCCCCCCAUUCAUUUGCUGCUCUGCUUCUUUUAUUAUUAUUAUUGCUUACAUAUAUCCUUCUUCUCUUCCUAAGUUUUUCUUAAGAGACGGAAAUGGGUAGUAGGCCAGGAGAUUGGAAUUGCAGGUCAUGCCAACACUUGAACUUUAGCCGAAGAGAUUCAUGUCAACGUUGUGGCGAUUCUCGGUCUGGUGAAAGAGUGGACUUCGGAAGUUUUGGUGGGAGAGGAAGCAGCUCUUCCUUUGGAUUUAGUGGGUCAGAUGUUCGACCUGGUGAUUGGUACUGUGCAGCUGGGAAUUGUGGUGCCCACAACUUUGCAAGUCGUUCAAGUUGCUUCAAGUGUGGCGCUUUCAAGGAUGAGUCAGCUGGUGGGUUCGAUGCUGACAUGUCACGUUUAAGAGCAGGAGGAGGCUUUGGCAGUGGAGGUGGAGGUGGUCGUGCUGGAUGGAAAUCUGGUGAUUGGAUUUGCACCAGGUCUGGCUGCAACGAGCACAACUUCGCAAGCAGGAUGGAAUGCUUUAGAUGCAAUGCGCCGAGGGAAUAUGGUAGCAAAUCCUCAUAUGCAGCAUAGGAUUUCAAGAUUUGAGUAUGAACAUGUGCUGCUGUCUAAAAAGAAGAAGACAAGAGAGAGCCAUCAUCUUAUAUAAAAUCUCAAAUCCGUGUUACCCUUUUUUGUCACCCUAAUUUCCUUUGUCUUUCUCUCUGCUUCUAUUUUGGUUUCUAGAGGUUCUCCAACCGAACCAAUGUUGAAGACUAUGUCCCACGUAGGGCUGUUUUCUUCAGCACUUUGUUAGCUUUCUCAUAACAAGCAGUAUAACAAUGUAGUUUUGUUGUUUUAAUUAUUAGAUUCUACAGUUUUUUUCGUAUGUGUUUGAGAGGGGUUUUCUAGGUUUCAGUUCUAAGGUGCAUUGUGUUCCUACAUUAUGUAAACCCUUCUCCUUCUACUGGAGACAUGAUAUAAUUUAGCAUAACAGUUUCAAAAGUCCAUCCUCCA
Messenger RNA from Papaver somniferum (opium poppy), 1062 nucleotides. RefSeq lists its product as uncharacterized. Gene Ontology annotation, molecular function: mRNA binding. Gene Ontology annotation, cellular component: cytoplasm. The coding region runs from base 163 to 639 and encodes 158 amino acids. The transcript is spliced from 4 exons. Lineage: Eukaryota; Viridiplantae; Streptophyta; Magnoliopsida; Ranunculales; Papaveraceae. The record is from RefSeq and is a predicted model, not a curated record.